ACCUUCUGCGUCAACGGCACCCAACACAGACGCCAUCGUUCCUGUUGUGCUAAAGCAAAGAAGACUGAAAUCAAAGGUUCAAGGCAAUCCGUGAUGGACUCCAGGUCACGCAGACUUCCUUUUUGUCUGUCCAGCUCAAGGUCGUCCUACACAUCCAGUCCAGCAGUCUCCUCCUCAUCACUGGGCUCCAGUAGGUUGUACAGUAGGGAGACUGUUCUGAAUAAUGACCGCUUUCCAAGGGCAUCGUCACCUUACAAAGCUGAACUCGACAAACAGAAUUCCCGUCUCCUGAGUUCAUCAAGGGACUACAGCAGCUCUGACAGUCGCUCCACCAGCUGGAAAUUACCCUCCUUGACACCCUCCAGCAGAUCUUAUGACCGCCCGUGGGCAGAAUCCUCGCUCAGCAGCAGGAGCAAACUGACUGAUUCUGAGGGGAGGUUGGGGAUGCGCUCAGGUCUGUUGAACGCCAGUGAUGAUGGCGAUUCUAAAAGGGCCAAACUGUCAUACAGCAACAGAGGACUAUACUCAAGAAUGGCCAGCACCUCAGUUACAGGAUCCACCUAUUCCAGUAAUGGACUUAGCAGCGGCAGAGGUACAGAUGAAAAACGCAAUGACUUGCUCGACUCAUCGUGGAGCUCAUGCCGUUUACUGUCACGGUCAUCAUCUUCCUCCUCAAAGCCGCUGUUGUCCAGGAGAGAGCAGGAGACGAACACUGAGCCCAGUCUCUCAGGUUUGGGAGAAAGAAGAGUCAGGACUCCUGGAUUGGUUUCCUCAUUGUGUCAGACAGACAGGGUGACCUCCACUUAUGCACAGGGCGCUCGCCCUAAAGAAACGACCUACUCUCCCUCCUACUCCUCUUCAUCCUCCUUCUCCUCCGCUACUAGAGAAAGCUCCCUAAAUCGUCACCUCUCAUCACCCACCACCCACCGGACAUCUCCUCUGGUGCGUGAUUAUAGCAGUAGGACCACAAGCCGUUUCUUGAACGGCUCGUCCACCCUCCACUCAUCUCAGGAACAAACCAGAAACCCCGAUUCCUCCUCAGAUAUCUCCUCCUCUUACUCCACUCACACCCCCUGGUACACCACUCCCCUGAAAAGGCCUGAUGCCACACUCCCUCCAAGGCCUGCUCCUGAAGGUGGGGAGUCAGAGGGCCGGCGCUCUACACGUCGCCUUUUGUCCCGUCUCUUUUCACGGCGCUCCAGCCAAGACUCCAGUGGUUCUUCCAGUGUUCGCUCCCUAGACGAUGAAAGCCCAUCAACUGGUGGAGAGUCUGUGGACAGUGACGAGGGAGCCAGGAUGUCUGCUGUGGACCCUGACACUGUAGCGUCGGAGACAACUCUGGGUAGCCACAGGAAUCAUCGAGCAGACCUCACCCCUAUACAGGAAAACAACAGCGAUGGCUACCAUAGUGGUUUGCCUAGACAAGCCAGAAUGGCAUCAUGGAGGGAGCCUGGUGUUAGCAGUAGUAACAGCAACAGCAGUGGAGGAGGCAGCAGCUCCUCCUGGCUUUCUUCCUCCCUCCGGGGCCGCUGUCCUCCACUCCUCUCUCGCCUCAGGAGACAUGCUAGGGAUGAGAGCACACACUCAGCUGCAGGCUUAGAAGAAGGCUACAGCCGUCCACAGCAUUUACUGAGACGGUGGGAUAAUCUUGAGCAUAAAGCAUCACAGGAUGAUGACGAUGACGACGAUGACGAUGAUGAGGAAGAGGAUGAGGAGGAGGAGGAUGAAGAGGAAGAAGAAGAAGGAGCAGUUGGUUUAGAGGCUUUUGGUGCAGGUCGUGCUUGCAGACUUGAGGAUGAAACGUUAACUGACCUGGAAGAUGCCUCGAUAGAAUUUUCGCCACGUCGCAGAGUCGGAGUGUAUGAAAACAUUUCGGUUUCUAGGGGUCCAUUGGGAGGCGUCGAGAGUCAGCUGGAUUGCCAGAAGGAAAAGACCAUUUCCAGUAGGGAUCAAGAGAAGCUACGCAAGAUCAAAGAGAGACUGCUGUUGGAGGAUUCGGAUGAGGAAGAAGGGGACCUGUGCCGAAUCUGCCAGAUGGGAGAGGAAUCUUCCUCCAACCCCCUGAUUCAGCCGUGCCGCUGUACAGGCAGUCUGCAGUACGUCCACCAAGACUGCAUCAAGCGGUGGCUUCACUCCAAAAUUGGCUCAGGCACAAACCUUGAGGCAAUCACAACAUGUGAACUCUGUAAGGAGAAGCUGCGCUUGAACAUAGACAACUUUGACAUUCAGGAGUUAUACAGGACACAUGUGCAGUCAGAAUAUGAUGAGUUCAUCAGCAGCGGCCUGUACCUGGUGGUUUUGCUGCAUUUUUGUGAGCAAAGGUUCUCCGAUGUCCUUGGAGCAGUCGAUGCAGCUGGGUUAUUCAACCUGGUGAGAAUUCUUCAUGAACACAUGGACAAUCUUGAAAUUCCCAAUGGGGAAAGUGACGAGGAGGUGCAAGACAGCAGACCGUCUAUUGAGUUUUCGGACCUGGACGACGAUCUCGAAGAUGGGUAUUAAAUAUGUGAAAAUGGUGCAAUGGGGGUUUAAAAAAAAAAAGAGAGAAAAAAGUGGGUCAGAUGAUUUGAAGUCGCAGGGCUACUCCAUGCCAUAUGGUAGCUCACCCAGUUUUCGCACAUGCUUUGACAUUGUCAUGUUCAUCUGAAAUGCAACGGCAGUAAGAAAUGCCAAGUGCACAGAACAUGUCUCGCCUUUGUUGCAGGUGGCUUUUGCAGAUAUGCAAACUUGGAAUGAACUAGUGCGUAAAAUAUUUUGGUUAAUACCACUGUAUUUCUGUUUCUCUGAGAGUGCACUUUAUUCAAUUAUAUGUUUAAAUUAAAAAAAAAAAAUGCAAGUGUUUUUAACUGUAAUACCACAAGUGCUUUAAUGUUUAAAGAAAAGGCAGAAAUGGAUUCAGACAACAUUGAUGAAUGAGUUGUACUCAUGCUGGGAUGGCAAGACGAAGCUUUUGGAAGAGAACACAAAAGUGGUGAUUAUUCCUUUUGUCUGUUUUCCUCUGAAUGUUCCCACUGAGAAUAUGUUUAAAAAAACAUGUCUUCAUUCUUUCAUAAAUGCUUUAUGUAUGUCCAAAUCUAGUUUCAUGCUUUUAAUUUUGGGAAUAAAGAUGAAUUGCAAACUGCC
This is a messenger RNA of Stegastes partitus (bicolor damselfish), 3120 nucleotides long. RefSeq names its product membrane-associated ring finger (C3HC4) 7 (gene marchf7). Lineage: Eukaryota; Metazoa; Chordata; Actinopteri; Pomacentridae. Gene Ontology annotation, molecular function: zinc ion binding. The record is from RefSeq and is a predicted model, not a curated record. The transcript is spliced from 11 exons. Bases 94 to 2499 code for a protein of 801 amino acids.